Molecule: messenger RNA, 31175 nt
Organism: Pelobates cultripes (western spadefoot toad)
Lineage: Eukaryota; Metazoa; Chordata; Amphibia; Anura; Pelobatidae
Source: the annotation of a GenBank genome assembly
GCAGUAUAAAUCCCCAGCAGGAAUACUCUGCUGCUGACAGGCUGCGGACAGCUCCUCCACACAGACAGAAACAUUAAAAGCAAGAGAAAAAAGAAACAAAGGCAGACAGAGACAGGCAAUAAAGGAAAACGCAAAGAAAAAAAAACUAUAUACAUAUACCCAGUGCCAUUUUUUUAAUUGUUUUUUUACAAGCAGUAGGUGCUUUGUAACCAAACUUAGCUAUUUCACCAAGUGCUUUGCCAUGAGCCUUUACCUGCUGCUCUCCAUCCUACCUGCUCUCUACCUGCUGGGGGUACAGACCGCACCCCUGACUCUUAGAUCCCCCCAAAAACGAACACAGGUAAGUGAUAUUUCUUCAUUACGUUCAUCAAAACUGUUACCUGCUGUGCAGUGGUUCUAGUGGCAUAAGAUAUAUUUUGUCUGAUCUAUGGACACAUGCAUUCUGGUUUACCUUGAUAUAUGGUGCCAGAACAUACAGGAUCAUGUUUAUUUGUAUAUAUUUUUGUAACACAUACUCUUUGUGUGCAGUCUAUAUAAAGCAUCGGUUAUUGUUACUUUGUGUAACCAAUCAGCAGCAGACAUUGGAGGUUGGGUAUAUAAGAACAUACUGGAGCAAAGGAAAAGUUCUAAAAGUGGUGCAAUCAGCAGGAAUGUUGCAUUUAUCCACUGUUAACCACACAAUUACUCUUUAUAAAUAACCUCCACUGAUUUACUGGAAGCACUUAGGCACCAAACGUUCUGGGUUAUUUAUAAUAGCUAUGAUAGGGGUGGGGGGAAUUAUAAAAGUGAAACAAUCAUCAGUAAAAAUGCUGUUAUUUUCUAUCGAGAUUGCUCACUGUUAGAACUUUGCCACACAGCUAAUCUUUAUAAACAACCCAUUGUGUUUCAUUAUGAAUCUGCCUCUUAUGGGUUUGUUUCUGUGUAAUAAUGAGGUAAAGAGUGUAUUCAAUGGUUUCUUAAUUUAUCACAUGAUGAUCAAUGUGUCAGUGCUGUGUAAUUCAUUUUGCAUACCUAUAAAUGAUACAAAAUGCAAACUUGGUUUUUAAUCAGAAAAUGGCUCAUACCAUCCCAGAAUAUCAGUAGGGGUCCACAAUAGGACCUUUAUUGUAUGAGUGUGUCAUAGUCUGAAUUCUAAGCCAAUGUCUGUCUUUAAAAGCCUUAAUUGGCUUUUUUUCUCUAAAAUGUCAUAUAAAUUGCAUUAGCAGCAUUUCAUUGUGAUAACUGAAGUUCCUUCUCACAAGCCCCAAUUUAUAUGCAUUGUCUAUGGACAUUUAGUGGCAUAUUGUACUUUGAUUGCCUAGAGCAGGCAGCCAGAGGAUUUUAUGAAUUGUAAACCAACAAGAGACCAAGUGGUUUUAAAAUGUUGGCAAGACUUUUAUAACAUUACUUUCGCUGACAUGUUCUAUCAGUGACUGCACUGUACACAUCAAUCUUGUGCUGGCCUUUGUAAUCCUUUUGUCAGUGAUUAGGUGCUGCACAUUAAAAUUAAGUAGUCACAUUUUACUAUGUAGUGGAAUGGUCUGCCACUUUACAAGAUGUUGUACAGUUUAUGUUUUUUUGUAUUCGUAUAUCUGUGGAAAGGCUUCGCUAUUACUGGAUAGGACACUUACCAACCCAAGUGGUUUGUUUAUAUAGAAGUGAUUUGAUAUAUAUAGAAUUGUCCUGUUUUUAAGCAAACUCUUGUCAUCUCCUUUCUGUAAGUGGGAGGUCACUGGUAAAUUGAUAUACAAUCCCUCCUUUCAUCUUCUUCCCCUGUAUGUUUUAAAGACCUAAUCCUCUCUGUAUACAUUAUAGAUUCAUUUUUACCAUAAGUGUUUUUUCUCUCAACAACCCUUAAUGAACUGUAAUAUUUGAAAAAAAAUUAUAUUUGGAUAACAACACCAUAGCCUGGAAAUGUAUAGUUGUGUCUGCAGAGUCUUGCUUCCAGGAUAGAUGUGCUGCAGGUCUUUCGACUGAACAGUGGUCAGGAUUUUCUGAUUGCGAGAGUGUGACAGCCACAGGAUAACUCUGGCAGACCUUGUUUGUAUAAGGGAUGUUGUGUUUCUGUGCUGUCAGCUGCCUAGGAUUUGGAAUCUGCAGGCUGGCAUUUUUAUAUAUCAGUGCUGAGUAAACUGUAUGUUCUGAGUGCCUUUCACCAAACACAAAUAUACACAUACAUAGAUUUGAACAAAUGCACGUGCACACACCACAUAAACCUAUCCUAAUUUUAGAGGAUAGAUAUCAGAACCAACUUUAUAUGGAGCCUAAACACUUAAAUAGUUGCCAUAGCAUAGUAUGAGGCCUGGGUAAGUUUAUCCCAAAGAAAGAUGUCGCUUCCUAGUGAAUUCCUAGCAUGAGAAACUCAGAAUUUGUGAUUCGACUCUUUCUCACUAAAGCUCUAUGGUGUGCCUUGCUCCAAGUACACAUACUACCCAUCUACUCUAGAUAUCAAAGGUUCAAUGAAUGAGUGAAUAUAGCCCAGAAGGAUACAUCAGAUGCCAUAGUGACAAUGCAUUUCAUACAUUCUCUAGCUAUUGGGAUAAAAAACUAAGAUCUUUGGAGUCUUGCAGUCCUAGGCUGGCACAGUUAUCCAGGCAUAUAGCAUGUGCAUGACAGUCAGUAACAUGCAAGAUAUAAUUACCACCAUCUGCAUGCAGGAUAACAAUAAGCAUGAUAUAAGUGACUCAUAUCAUGCUUAUUGCUAUCCUCUGCCGAUAGUGUACUAAUAUUUACCAGAAUUUCAAACUAUUUGCCCCAUCUCCAUCUUGGCCUACUGAUGUUAACAAUUGGCCUUCAUGUGCAGUCCUGGUCCUACAUAUUUAGAGACCAUCUAACCUUGUCCCAGUGAGAAAUUGUCUUUGAUGAUGCUUAAUUCUGUGUCCUCCUAAUCCUCCCAGGGAUCCCAUUUGCCACAUUAUAAGCUCUCCAUGGACAUUUACGACCAGACCAGCCUGAGAUUACAUCCUGUAAACCUCCACUUUGAAUGCUGUUAGCCUAAAUGAGAUUGCCCAACAUGCUACUCAGCAACCUGGAGGCAAAUGUUGUUAUAGUUAGUAGAGUGAAGUGGCUGUUUCAUUCUAUUUGGUACCUUAUAUAUAUUUUGCAUGGUGUCAGUAUAACCAGUUUCUGUCCCUAAUGUUUUCCUAUUACUUCCCAACCUGCUCAUGGUGUCCAUUGUAUUCUGAUGUCAGCUAAGAGAUUUCCUGCAUAUUUCUUCUGUGUCUCCUAUCUGACCAUAACUGGACAUUCCAGUUCCCCUCUUUGUUGCUCUGUCCAUCUUAUCGCCUCUUUCGAUCUAGGUCUCACCUGCAUGUUCUUUAUUUUCUCAUCGUUAAUACACAUCUCCCUUACUUGCCUCAUUACUUCCUAAAUGCCUUUCUCUAGACAGAUGUACCUUUGAUUCAAGGUACAACAACAACAACCAAUCAGUACAAAAUAGAAGUGGCAAAGCGUGGCAACUGCAAAGAGCCCUUUAAUAUCCAGAUACAUAAAAAUAAAUUUCAUUCUAAUUGACUGCUUCUCCAGGCUUUGGUAUAACAAUAUCGAACAAUUGCUCCAACCUGCCAGUAGUGGUAACUAUUUGCCGUUUUAAAUUCAGUGCAGUGGUGAAUCGCAGCAAGUUACAAGCUGGAGCCAUUAGUAUUUUAUCAAUGUUUGACUGGUUACCCCAUCUGACAGUCUGUGUGUAAGCAACAUCAAAUCCAAGGCCACCGUUACCAUUUGCAGGUUCUUGGACAAGAGAGAUUUGCGUGCCUGUCCUUCAUCCACACAAACACAUAUAUGGUUAGCCUACACACUUGAAAAAACUAGUUAGCCACAUAAUUAUGCAGAAGUAUCCAUUCACACACAACUAAUAAGCCAUUUGCACAUACAGAAAUACAGAAUUUGCCAUUCACAUGCAUAUAUAACUUGCCACAAACACCAAAAUAAUUAGUAACUUACUCACACAUCAUGUAGAACAAACACUAGCACAAAUACACUAGCACACAGAUGCACACUCAGACACAUUGGUACACAUAAAUGCACACCAAACACAUACACAAAUGCACAUUCAUGUAUUUUUAAUUGCUUUUCUUUUCUACUCACCUUCUUCACCUUCCUUUAUUUCUAGUGUGGAGGAGCAAGAGAGAUGUCUACCAGGCAGCAGAGACUUCCUGUCUGCUACUAGACUUGUGCAUUCAGUUUCAAACAAAGCGAGUUUUGGUCAAUGGGCUAUUCAUCAAUGUUCUGCAAGUCCCAAACAUCAAUUUGUAGAAUCAAAAAACAAACAAAACGGGCAAUGGACCAGCUGUUUUGUUUGUUUUGUGAUUCGGAGUUCUGCCCGGACCACCAGAAAAAAAAAUUAAAUGAAGAAGAGCUGAUUUUCUUUUGUUUUGCAGUACACUAAUAUGCGCGUUUUAACGCCAUUCUGAUUUGUCUGAACCGUUUUUCCUGAAACUAUUGUAUGCGUGAAAUUAAUUAGAACUGAAACACCACGUGGACGAAAUUUGGUUGAAACACAAAAAAUAAAAUUUUCAGACAAUUUGAUUCGGACUAACCAAUAUUUUUUUGACAUGCACGAGUCUACUGAGUAUUCUAUCCAUUAAUAGGCAGUGCGUGUCAGGAUAUGAUCUCACAUUGUGAAACCCAUCGCCCAUCUCAGUGAUAAUAUGCGGCAGGCAGAGUUACUGACAGUGUCUCUGGGUGCCUGGCCAUCUGCAGGUAAAGUUCUGUGCAGCAUCCAAUGAUAUCAGUGUGAGAGCCCUUCAAUUGUGGUGCUAACAUCUGCUUGCCCCACCAAAAGGGCAAAAUAUUAAAUAGCUCUUAUUAAGUGACAUGUUUCAAGUUAGUGUUUUACCUUAUUGCUACAUUUGAAAGAGACAUACUUUAUUAUCAAAAAUAUGUCUUCAUUCUCCGACCAACUGAUGAGAGUUGUAUUUAGUUUAACAGCUAAAUUGAAGGUAUGUUGGAGCAGACAAUGGUCCUAUAAUAUAAUCUGCCACAAAACUUAAUCCACAAGAAAUAAUCUAUGAAAUAUCUGGCCAAUGUUCUCUAAACGUGGCCUGUAGUAAAUCGUUGAAAUACAUAUGCCAGUGGACUGGACAAUGUUGAACUAUUGAUAGGAGUAGUAGUUGAACGGUAUCUGGUUAAUUUAUGAGAAUGUCUGGGUCAUUUCAUCCAUCACUCUUACAUUAAAUGCUAGAUUAUGAUUUAAAUCCAGUAACAGCUGCAUGGGUUAUAGUUGCUCAAUCAACCACGUGGUGUGUUUGCAUAUAAGAGGUGACACAAGGUGAUGCUGUACUCUAAGCUCCAAUGAUAUCUUUAAGAUCGGUCCAGACGGAUUCUAUGUUCUUUCUUAGCUAUUUGUGAUAAUCUGAAAUGUUUACUUUCUGUAUAAACAGGAGCUGAAAACAUUGUACAGAUUGAGAUUUCACUAAAGAGAGUGGGGAGAGGGAAGGGAUGGAUGUAAUAUGGAAAAAGCAGAAGCAGUCCAGAACUAAAAGGGAAAGUUGUAAUAUAUUUUAAACAUAUAGAGGAGGCCUGCCUGAGAAGUAGAUUUAUGUAGAUUAAACCCUUUAAUAAGGUUAUAUUGUGAUGUCUUGCCCACCCUUUUGUAGAGUUAAAACAGAGAGAAAUAAUAUGCUAUUUUAUAAGUGACAUUUUGCAUUUGGGCAGUUCACAUAAUCUGGAAUGCAAAAUUCUCCAUCUCACAAAACCGUAAGCCUCACUCUAAACUUAAUAAUGGUGCCAAUAUAAAUAGUGCUGAAAUGCACUGCGUUUGCAAUACAUUUUGGGUCAUGCUAUUUUGAAUUCGCUAUUUUAAAAGGAUUGCUUAAAUAAGUGAGCAGUGAAAAGGGAGAAAUUUGAUAUAAAAACAAUAAAUGUGACUUAUAUUAGAAAUAAAAUUGUGACACUUUGUAGCAGAGAUCACUACACUGCAUAUUCAAAUAACUGUUUAUGAUUGAACUUAGAAAAAAUAGAUAUUCACAGAAUGUAAGCUCAUUGAGCAGGGCCCUCCACCUCUCUGUUCCUGUACGUCCAGUUGUCUGGUUACAAUUACAUGUCUGUUAGUCCACCCAUUGUACAGCGAUACGGAAUCUGAUGGCGCUAUAUAAAUAAUAAAAUAAUAAUAAUAACUUGAGAAACAAUGUAUACAAAAUCAUUAAUGUUGCUUUAUUAUUUUUUCCAAAAACUAGUAAGUAUAACAUAAUAUAAUAAACAAACAAAUAUACAAAUGAAAUAUAUAUAUAUAUAUAUAUAUGAAGGAGUGUAGCCAAAGCAUGUUUUUAUUUAGACAAUGGACAAGAAACAGAAAACUGGAGACUUACUGGAUACCUGGGGCAGGAUAUAUUUGUGGUCUAUAGACCAGCGUUUCCCAUUUGGUGUUCCACCGCACUUUGGGGAAACAAAAUAGCUGCUGCUGAUAAUUGGGAGCACUCUCCCCUGCUCGGCUCCCUCGCACUCACCGCAAUGAUGCUGGAGCCGGGUUAUGGACCCCUACAUUACUAAGAGGCACACAAGGGAGCUGAGCAGGAGGAUCACUGCUCCCUCGCCGCCCGCAGUGUACGUCCGCACGCCAGCCGCUCAGCCCAACAGCCCCACUGGACCCCAGGGACCACACGCCAGCUGCUCAGCCCAGCAGCCCCACUUGAUCCCAGGGACUGCACGCCAGACGCUCAGCCCAACAGCCCCACUUGACCCCAGGGACUGCAUGCCAGCCAUUCAGCCCAGCAGCCCCACCUCCCCAGGGACUGCACGCCAGCCAUUCAGCCCAGCAGCCCCACUGGACCCCAGGGAAAUAGAGACGCCAUGCCAGCACUCCCUAAAGGUAGGGAGGCUGGGUGGAGUGAAAUAAAAAAAAAUUAAAAAAAAUUGUGUGUGUCUGUUAAGGAGUUUGCAUGUGUGUUUGUCAGUGAGUAUGUGUGUUUCUCAAUGAGUGUGUAUAUGUGUCAAUGAGUGUGUAUGUGUGCUUGUCGGUAAGAGUGCAUGUGUGCUUGUCAGCAUGUGUGUAUAUGUGUUUGUCACUGAGAGUGUAUGUGUGUUUGUUAGUGAGUGUGUGUGUAUGUGUGUUUGUCAGUGAGAGUCUAUGUGUGUUUGUCACUGAGUGUGUGUGUGUGUAUGUAUGUGUGCUUGUCAGUGAGUAUGUGUGUUUGUCACUGAGAGUGUAUGUGUGUUUGUCAGUGAGUGUGUGUAUGUGUGUUUGUCAGUGAGUGUGUGUAUAUGUGUGUUUGUCACUGAGUGUGUAUGUGUGUUUGUCAAUGAGAGUGCAUGUGUGCUUGUCAGUGAAAGUGCAUGUGUGCUUGUCUGUGUGUGUAUGUGUGUUUGUCACUGAGAGUGUAUGUGUGUUUGUUAGUGAGAGUGUAUGUGUGUUUGUCAGUGAGUAUGUAUGUGUGUUUGUCAGUGAGAGUGCAUGUGUGCUGGUCAGUGAGAGCGUGUGUGUGCUUGUCAGUGAGUGUGUAUGUGUUUGUCAAUGAGAAUGUAUGUGUGCUUGCCAGUGAGAGUGUAUAUGUGUUUGUAUGUGUGUCUGUUAAAGAGUAUGUGUGUUUGUCAGUGAAAGUGUAUGUGUGUCUGUCAAAUAGUAUGUGUGUCAAGGUUUGUGUAUGUGUCACUGUGUUCAUCUGAGUGUGUGUGUGUGUAUGUGCCAGUGUGUAUUUGUGUGUCAAGGUCUGUGCAUGUGUCAAAGUGUGUAUCUUUGUGUUUGUGUGUAUAUGAAUGUUUGUGUAUGUAUCAAUGUUUUUAUAUGUGUGUCUGUGUGUUAAUUUGUUUGUGUAUGUAUGUAUGUACGUGGAAUACAUACAGCAAUCAUAUGUGCAUACAUCCCAGCAAUCAAACAUGUAUAUGUGCAUUCAUCCCAGGAUUCAAACACCACCACAACAUACAAACACAAACAUUGCAUACAAAAACCCCUGGAUUCAAAUUUAUACACAAACACUCGAACAUACCCUUCACUCAAACACUUAAACACUAAUACUACACACAAUCCGUAUUUAAAAGCUAACACUACAUCCAAGCACACCCCUGCACGCAAAUGCAAACAUUACAUACAAACAUACCCCUGCACACAAAUGCAAACAUUACAUACAUACACACCCCUGUAUCAAAACGCUAACAUUAUAUACAAACACCAGCUGUCAUGGCCGGACUGGGAAUACAAAGCAGCCCUGGAAAAAAAAUAUAUGCCACUCUCUCACUAGCAGGCACACACACAAGCUCUCUCACUUGCAGGCACAAACACAUGCUCUCUCAGUAGCAGGCACACAUACACACACAUGCUCACUCAUUAGCAGGCACACACACACACACACGCUCACUCAUUAGCAGGCACACACACAAGCUCUCUCACUAGCAGGUACACACACAAGCUCUCUCACUAGCAGGUACACACACACACAAGCUCUCACUAGCAGGUGCGCACACACACACAAGCUCACUCACUAGCAGGCACACAAACAAGCUCACUCCCUAGCAGACAAACAUACACACACAAGCUCACUCACUAGCAGGCACACACACACAUACAAACUCUGUCACUAGCAGGCACACACACACACAAACUCACUAGCAGAUACACACACACACACAAACUCUGUCACUAGCAGGCACACACACACAAGCUCUCUCACUAGCAAGCAUACACACACACACACACAAGCUCUUUCUCUAGCAGGCAUACACACACACAAUCACUGUCAUGGCUACAGCUUACCUGGCACUGGUAGGUGAAGUUGCCUUUUUGCCUCUUCCUUCCAGCGAGGUCAGCAAUGUGCAUGGGGGUGGAGCUUGCAUACCGGAGGUGGAGCUUCCAUUCAGGAGGCGUGGCUUCCAUGCAGGGGCAGGGCACACGGCCAAAAUUGAUGUUAAUUUGGAAGGGAGACUGUGACAGGUCUCCAUCCGGGUGCGGGCAGCCUAAUUGCGACCGCACCAGCCCCCAGCUCCUCCCUCAUUUCUCUCCUCGGACUGACAUAGCUUGGCACAGUCCUGGGGGAAAAUACUUCAAUUACAGUAGCCUGAUGAUUAGGGCUGUAUGCCCGGCCCCAGGUGCUGCGGCCCACCGGGAAAUUUCCCGGUAUCCCGGUGUGCCAGUCCAGCCCUGCCAACUGUACACACAAAAGCACACCUUUUUUUUGGGUUCCACAUUCAAAGGGUUCCAUGGGAAAAAUGAAUUUGGACAACAGCUGCUUUUGGAUGUUCUAGCCCUGUAUGGGAGUAGUAGAAACUCUGAAACCUGUAUUUUAUAGUUAAUUUGUCGUCAUCUUAUGUUUGUGUUCAUACAAGAAUUUUUACAGAUGCUACAUUGUUCACAGUACCAUAAGAGAUUAUUGUGUACUAAGUCUGCUUUUUAUGUAAAUUGUUAUUUAACCUGCAUGUUGUAAACAAGGGGCUUUGAAGAGGGUUAGUUACAGGCUUACUAUGAUAAUUGGGGGGUGGUACAGAUGAUGAAGAAGUAAAGGUUUGGUGGGAAAUUUAUGGUGUAAUUUAUGGAUGAAGAAGUAGAGGUUUAGUGGGAAAUUAAUGGUGUAAUGGACUGAAACCUUUAGGCAUGAAAUAUUUCUUCUGGUCACUAAAAACAAACACAGGCUAUUUAUUCCAGACUGUCUGCAAAACCCAUAGACCAGCAGACCAUUUAACAUAUUCACUACUAGGGAGUAAGAGUGCAGAGGGAUUCAUUUCACCAUUUUUAAAAGGAGAAGGGAAUUCCACGCAGUCAGUGAGUCUGACAGUGAAUAAUGCACUCAUCUAAUGACUCAUACUGACCUCCUGAAUAACUGUCUGCACUCCACUAAAUGGUACUGCCCUCCAGUGGAUGAACGUAGUCUACACGUGAACAGCCAUGCAUAUAAUGUCUAUUGCCUAACAGAACAUUCCUGUGUCUGCUGUCAAAUCAUUUUGAGUUGAAUUAUUAUUAUUAUUAUGAUAUUUAUAGAGCGCCGUCAAAAAUGGGUGGACGAACAAACAUGUAGUUGUAACCAGACAAGUUGGACACACAGGAACAGAGGGGUUAAGGGCCCUGCUCAAUGAGCUUACAUGCUAGAGGGAGUGGGGUAAAAUGACACAAAAAGGUAAGGAUAGUAUUAGACUAGUGACAGUUGCAGAAGAGGAAUCAGUCAGGAGCUAUUAACAGUUUAAUUGAUACGCUUUAAUGAAGAAGUGGGUUUUUAACAAUUUUUUUGAAGGAGUGGAGACUGGGUGAAUCACCUGGUAUUCAGUUGGGUGAAGCUCCGUCCAUUUUUCUUAACACAGCAUAGUCCCUUGGCACCUGAUCCAAGUCCAAUGGAAUAUCUAUUGACUUUUUUUUCAUUUCACCCAACAACAAACUUAAUAUUAACCUGCCAAGUUUAAAUCUAUCAUUCCACAAUGGAGCCCUGACUGACGGUGACCCAUUCCAUUUUAUUUCGGUUUGACUUGGUUGAUCUGUUAGCUGUAAGUAGUGUUACCCAUAGAGUGUAUUUAUGGGAUCUCAGUAAUAUUCUCUGCUCAAGUCCAUAGCUUUUAGAGGAAGAAGGGAAGAAGAUAACAGUAAUUGUGUAUCAGACAGUUUUAUGAUCACCUUUCUCUAGGUUCAUCAACCAUCAACUAGCUGUGCAAAAAUAGGCCAGACUUCAGCAAUAUCACUACUGUACUCUGUCUUUGCCUACCUUCUCAAGCAGCGCUUCCACUAGGAGGGACAUUUAUCAAGACAAAACUAGGUGCUAUCCUCUGGAAAAGUAACCAAUCACUAUGGAGUCACAAUGGAAACAAAUGCAUUGUCUCUCAACAGUUAGCACUUUGCACCGAAAAAAAGCAUUUGUUUUUCUUGAUGUAAUUAGAAGUAUUGACAGAGUUAGGCAGCAUUAUGCAACGUGUGAUGUUGAUAAAUGUGAAGACUUUCAAAAAAUUUAAGUCUCCAAAGUGCCUCUAACGGCUGUUAUUAUAACAAAAUGUAAAUGUUGUUUUACAUUGCCAUAUUUUUAAGUUGCAACAAAACACAGUAAAACUAAAUUAAAGGGAUACUAUAGUGUUAGGAAUACAAACCUGUAUUCCUAACACUAUAGCUCCUUCUGCCUCCUCCCUCGUGCCAAAAACCCUUUAUUUAUUUACCCAAUUAAUUACUUACCUGAUACUGAGUCAGCACUCAUUGCUUUCCUACGGGGAAUUCUCUGAUGCUGGAUGUCAUGCAGAUCGUGAGGAUGUUCCGUAUCAGUUAGGCGACCAAUAGUCAUCUAUUGGUCAUCUAGCAAGGAAUCGUCUCUAGUGGCUGGCUACCAGCAUGACACUACAUGACUAAGGUUCAAUAGGGACACUGUGCCCAGACCACUUUAAUGAGCUGUUAUAGUCUAGGUGCCUAUAGUGGCCCUUUAAGUCAAGCUGAAAAAAGUAGAAAGAAGGGAGAAAGGACAGAAAAUAAAUAAAUCUGAGAUUCAGUUUUGAACAUUAUAUUGGCAGUAUGUAUAUUCCUCAUAUUUUAUACAGGAUCUCCACAUUUUAGAGAAAGAAGAUGUAUUACAGUAUAUAGUUGUUCAUUUUUCCAUUUUGAUGUUGUAGGUUUUCACAUAACCUCGCUAAAAGUGUGGUAGAAACAUGGAGCCAGCACUUGGCCAAGUGACAUCUGGCAACCAAGGCAUUUUACAGAUUUAUUUAUGCUCAGGUUAUGUUAAAGAAGGAAAUAUGCUCAUGGAGUUAGGGGAGGAGGUUUUCUAAGUACGUAUGUAACUUAUGGACCUGCUCCAAAUCGUGUUUAUGCCGUGUUCAUAAGUUCCUCUACGGCUGUACAUUCUCCAGCAGUUCUCACUGGGGAUUCAUCCCAAUAGUAAAGAGCCUAUAAUUUCACACACAUAACAGUUUUAGUUGUAUAUUCCCAAAGCUCCAGCCACAUAAUGCAUUCUAGAUUCCCCUCUACAAGUCAGACUUCCAUGUGAAACAUAAAGCAGAUAUUUUCAAUCAGGAAUAGAAUAAAAACAUUAUAGAAUAUUAACCAUUUUGGGUAUGUUUCCUGAUAAUAUAAUUUGAAAAAAAUAAAUGUUUACCAGUAAGCUUGCUGUCAUGGUAUUAUCUUUGACUUUGGCUUAACUCUCACACCCCAUAUUCAGUUUGUCAUGAAAUUCUGCCAUUUUCACCUUAAAAACACAGCCUGCAUCCGUUCCUUUUUUACCCAAGAUUACCGGAAUUCUCUCCUAACUGAUUUCUCCAUAAACAAUACUGCCUCUCUUCAGUCCAUAAUGAAUGCUUCCUCCAGGCCUUUAUUUUUCUUUUUCCCUUAGCUUGCCGGUAGCUACAUUGACUUUCUGUAUCCUUAAGGAUUCAACACAAGAUACUAACAAUCACAUAUAAAGCUUGUAAUAUUUUUACCCAUCACUAAUGUAUAGAGUCAGUCCCUAUUCAGCCAUUCUGCUCUACCAUUAACCUUCUUCUGGCCUUUGUGGCAACUGUACUGCUAAUUCUCAUCAACUGGAUAUUCCAGGUGCAGUUCCAGGUGCCUCUCUCCAUCACGUUCUACUUGUCUUCAAUGCUUUAAGAAGUCCCAUAAAAAUCUUCUCUUCAAGCUAACUUAGAACCUUCCAGAUAUUGAAUAAAACCUUGUAAUCAGAUGUAAGCCUUUUUUAUAAAGUGCUUUGUUUUCUUUAAAUUUCAUUUACAUUUCCAACAAUUUUUCUUUAAAUUUCAUUUACAUUUCCAACAAGGCAAAUCCAGGGUAAACAUUGCUAAUGAAGAUGAUAAAUAGAAACACUGCUUAAUUUCUCCGCAUCCAUCUGUGCUUUCUCUAUGGUGACUGCAAAGUUUAUAACAGUGAUUGACAGGGAGCUAAGAUGGUGGUACCCAGUUGCAACAUAAAGGAAUAUGGAUAUAACUUCACACUUCAUAAAUACAUAUUAGGCAAAAAUAGGGACAGUUCCCCUUUAAGCUUUCUGGCCCUAUUCUAACAUAAUUUGUGGCUUCCCCUUUCAUACCAUCAAACUCCAUUCCAAGCAUUUACCUAUUUAUCAUAUCCCCCACACUGCUCUUCCUCUUAUCACUAAAUACCUCUCCUCCUUUAGAUUGUAAACUUGUUUGAGCAGGGUCAUCAAUAACCUCUUGUUUUUUGUUGUUUCUUAAAGGACCACUCUAGGCACCCAGACCACUUCAGCUUAAUGAAGUGAUAUACAAAACACGCUAAUCACCAAUUAAAGGAGCAAACACACAAACAGGUAUACAAAUACCUAAUUAAUUCCGAACUGUAGAGCAAAUAGGACUCCUCCCAGUCCUCGUAAUACAAUAGAAAUAGAAAAGAUCUACAGAACAGAAAAAAUAAAAACUCAUAGAGUAGUAUAGCCAAAAUACAUCAAAUCCCUGCUAGUUUGAAUACACUCACAGGCAUAAAUUGAUAGUAGGCAUAUCUCAAUAAUGAAGAGCUGGAUAGAAGGGAAUCCUCAGUACGAAUACAUGGACAUGUAGGAGAGAAAAUAGACCGCAAAUAAGUGUAGAUUGUAAGUAAUUUUAACCCUGCACUGUAAUAAGUUACACUUACAAGUUAAUAAUGAUAUAAAGGCAUAUCAUAAAGUAUCCUCCACAGCCAUCCUCCUCCAAUUGGUGGUAAAAGAACAAAAUAAGAGGAAUACUAUGACUAGAAACUAUUUAUUAACAUAAAUUAAAAUAAAUCAAUAAAUAAAUAAACAAACUGUUAUAAAUAAGCGGACUAAAAAGUUCUCUCUACAAAUAUCCAACCCUACGCGUUUCGUCCUCUGUAUGCCGGACUUCCUCAGGGGUAUCAGGAUCUCCCGUGCAGCCAUUUAUUUAUUGAUUUAUUUUAAUUUAUGUUAAUAAAUAGUUUCUAGUCAUAGUAUUCCUCUUAUUUUGUUCUUUUACCACCAAUUGGAGGAGGAUGGCUGUGGAGGAUACUUUAUGAUAUGCCUUUAUAUCAUUAUUAACUUGUAAGUGUAACUUAUUACAGUGCAGGGUUAAAAUUACUUACAAUCUACACUUAUUUGCGGUCUAUUUUCUCUCCUACAUGUCCAUGUAUUCGUACUGAGGAUUCCCUUCUAUCCAGCUCUUCAUUAUUGAGAUAUGCCUACUAUCAAUUUAUGCCUGUGAGUGUAUUCAAACUAGCAGGGAUUUGAUGUAUUUUGGCUAUACUACUCUAUGAGUUUUUAUUUUUUCUGUUCUGUAGCUUAAUGAAGUGGUCUGGAUGCCUGGUCCAGCUAGGACUAACCCUUUCUUCUAUAAACAUAGCAGUUUCAGAGAAACUGCUAUGUUUAUAAUACUGUUAAUCCAGCCUCUAAAGCCUCUAGUGGCUGUCUCAUUGACAGCCACUAGAGGUGCUUGCGUGCUUCUCACUGUGAAAAUCACAGUGAGAAGACGCCAGCGACCAUAGGAAAGCAUUGUGAAUGCUUUCCUAUGAGACUGGCUGAAUGCGCACGCAGCUCCUGCCGCGCGUGCGCAUUCAGCCGAAGAGGAGGAGAGGAAGUGGAGAGGAGGAGGAGAGCUCCCCGCCCGGCGCUGGAGAAAAAGUAUGUUUUCCUGGCACUAUAGUGGUCCUUUAACUGUUUUAUGUUCAGCAGAAUAUUUUGCUAAAUAAAUAUCAAUAAUAGACAAUAAUAGCACUUAUUAUUGCAACAUGCUGACUUUGUUUCCCAAACCUCCGUUGCAAUCUACCCUGAAACAUCCCAGCGGGUCAGUCCUAUUCCGGAGAGCAAUUAUCUUACCUGCUUAAUAGACAACAUUCAUCAAAUUUCCACUUUUUGUUUUUUAAAGUUCAUUACAAUUAAUGAAACAUAAUGAUAUUUUUUAAAUGAUGUGUCUUAUUUUUUAAGUUCACUUUUUUAUCUGGCUGAGCAGCCAUGGUGAGUCAGAAUCUAGUGUUGUGUACCCAAACUGAUGCUCAACCAAACCUGUCUGCUGCUACGAUUGCUCUAAGUAUACAUCAUUUUAAACCACCACCCCCCAACAUCCCCCCCCCAACUGCUUUAAACCAAUAUUAGAAUGGCUCUGUGAGGCCACAACCCACAAACCCUGUUUGCAAGUGGACUGUGGAAAUUCUUUUCGUCACCAGGCCUCCACAUGUUUAGGUUAACCAUCACUGGUCUCAUUAAUAAAUUAUUUAUUAUUUUCAAAAUAACUACAACAUGGUAAUUAAACAAAAACUGCACAGAUAAGUAAAAACCUAACGUCAGGCGCUUUCAACUUUAAUGUGCAAACCUAUAAAUAGUAAGUAGUAAUAAAAGUAAAAAUACAUAACAUCAAACGUAAACAAGCAUUUUAUAAGUGUCCUAUAUAUGUUUUAUAUUAUGUGAACCUAAGCUAACAUGAGUGGUGAAGUAGGACUUAAAAAGUUACUCGAACCCUUUUUAACUUUUCUUUUUUAAUGUAUAAUGCCCCAUUUGGCACUGCUAGCUAUGUCUAAACCACUUUAUUACUUACCUGUAAUCAAGUGCCGGGGGAAGCUCCUUUCACAGGUUUCCACACCCCAUCUGACGUCACUUCUUCUCUCCCUGAGGUCCAAUGAAGAAGCACUCUGACCGGCUCGGAGCGCAUGCAUGUGCUCUGAACCAAGGAGGGGAGAAAGUGAGGGUGGACAGAGGUGGGGAUUUUUUCUGAUGAUCUGUCAAUGUAUGGAGGUAGGGAGGGCUGGGAAUGAGCAGAGAUACUCGCUUUUCCUUGAAGCCGGUGGACUGUUGGUCCAUCUGCUAAUGUCUUCAAUGGAAUUAUUCUGGGAGUCAUUGUCCUUUGGAGUCUGACAGUUUUGAGUACUACAAUAGAUGUGUUGCCUGUUUUAAAAGGUUGUGUCACUAUAUUUUAUAUUAUAUUUAACUGUGCACUACUAUAUCUUCUAAGGAGUGGGGUGGAUUUGCCUAAGGGGAAAGUGUGUUGGUGCUGCUUGGCAGAAUUGAGAUUAUGCAGCCAAACAAGAGUUCUGGGCUGCCUAAGUCACAUGUGCCAGGGGGUGUUACUAGCCCCUGCCACAAACUGCAAAUAUCUCUCUGUAUGUACAGCAUUCAAGCAUAAACUCUGCUCACACAGACUCCUUCCUCCAUUACCACUGCAGAAGUGGCUAUGAAGACUGGAGUAACCAUUUAAGCACUCAUUAUUGGUGUUCUAUAUAAAACUUCAUGUAAAAUUUGAAAAAGUUAUUAAUGUUUGCUACAUCAAGAUGACACUCUGUGAAAUGUACUGGUGUUUGUGUUUACACCUUUACCAUUAAACAAAAACAACAAGGAAACUUUUUUUUUUUGUCUUUUCACAGGGAUUAAAUGCUCCUAAACUGAAAUUCCCCAAAACAAGUUCUUCAACCUCCUCGGGGUCACUGUCAUUACGUGCUUUAUUUUUGUCCGUUAUUUUACUGAAUUUGAGCACUUCUGUGACGAUAGUCCUGUACAAUGAUGAAAUAUGUGGACAAAAAAGUACAUAUGAACUUAUAUUGUGAUUCCAUUAUAAUGUUCUACACUGCAGAAAAACUUGGAGAACACCACAUUAGAUACAGUGUAUUUGUUUGAUCUCAGAGCCCACCAACAGACAAUCAUGUCUUCACUGUUUUAGUACAGUUUAAGUAAUGCGUGGCUCAGUCCUUUUCAUUAAAAGAACACUCCACUGUCCACAAAAAUAAAAAUAUCCAUAUAUAAUAAUGGUUGAAUGAAAACAUGCAUGCAUUUAAUUUUUCAUGUUUUCAUUUGGGGGCAUAUCUAAAAGCAGGUUGCAAAAACUGCACAACUCUUUUCUGCAAGUCCUUCCCUUCUAACCCUGCCCAGACUUUCUGUGGCUGUCAAAUUACUGACUUCGCAAUGCAGCUUAGAGACAAGUCUUUGCAAGGCAGGUGCCCUGGGCAAUUGCUGCCUCUUGAGUUUAGCUCACUUGAGCUAACCAAACCAGGAAGAAAAAAGACCAGCUGUAUGAUUGACAGAAGGGGGAUGUAACAAGGUCAGCUUACUAAAGUGUGAGUUUCUAUUAAAAUCUUCACUCUUUGUAAAAUGAAAAAAGAGGGGACACACUUCACACUUAAAGCAAGCUAAAGUGAUUUAGGUAUUUGGAUUGUCCCUAUAAGACUACAGUACACCAGCAACUUCAUCUUCUCAAUUACUAGGCUAUUUGGUGCAUCCUGGUAGCAGGCUGGUUUGCUAUAUAUUAUAAUGAUACACAACAAUCAUGCCACAUUUUUAUUAAUAAUUCUGUUUUUUUUGUGAACAGGGACGAACAUGGAAAGAUCAAUCUCUUUUAUGGAUGCAGCACCAAACUACUAAGGGAUUCCUCAAUGCUCCUGACUCAAAGAAUCCCCCACGAUGCGGAGUACCAGAUUUUCCUGUCUCUCCAGAUUCUUCUAAUGGGCACAACCGAAAGAAACGUUUUGUGUUAUCUGGAGGACGUUGGGACAAGACCGACUUGACCUACAAGUAAGAGUUCACAUCAAUAUGAUCUGACUCAUUUCCAUAAUCCAUAUGCUGCCUAUCUCCACCCAACAUGAAUGUGAGUGAUGUGAUGAGAAUGAUGGAGGAAGAAUGUACUUUAGUGUCAGCUUAUGUGAGUGCCCUUAAAAGAGAGGGAUUUAGUAAAUGUCACACAGAAAAAACAAAAACAUUCAAUGACAAUUGUUCAGUUCCUCACAAAUUCUUAACAUUACAGACUCUGCAUACAUUAUUCCCGUCCCUCUUCUUUGUAAUUUUACAUAGUUCUAAUGAUGUUUUAGGAUUAUCCGCUUCCCGUGGCAGCUUAGUAAGGUGAAAGUGAGACGCACAAUUGCCGAAGCAUUGAGAGUAUGGAGUGAAGUAACCCCUCUAAACUUCACUGAGGUCCGUGACGGACGGUCUGACAUCAUAAUUGAUUUCACGCGGUGAGUCUCAAGAAUUUAUCUUAAAUGUCCUUCUUAGUGCAUUUGGAUUGAAUAGUUGAUUCCUUCCAAAAGAUUCUCAGCUUAUUUGGAUAUGCCCAUCGAUAUUUCAGAUUGUGUUUUCUCAAAACUUUCAGUGGUACUCUGAAUUCCUUUUCCAACUUUCUCGUGUUGAUUGAUGGAUCUUAAAAAACCUGGAUGUCCUUAUAAAUUUCUUCUUUUUUUCUGGAAUUUCUAAAAAGAUUUUGUAUUUUUUCUUUAGUAUUAUAUGAAUGAAAUUGAACGAUUACAUCUCUGGAGAUAUUCAAUGGAAGGUUUAGGUGUACGGUGUACGGUGCAAUCUCUCAAACAUUGUUUUUUAAUCCCUAAUUGAAGUUCCUAUUCAAGAAUAUAUCUUAAAUGUCCUUGUCAGUAGAGGUUUAUCUGUGGUCUGAUAUAUAUGUCACACACAGAGGAUGUUAUUUUAUCGAAUGUGUUAUUAAAACAUGGUUUCACUUUUGUUCUUUGCAGGUAUUGGCAUGGUGACAACCUUCCAUUUGAUGGCCCAGGGGGCAUAUUGGCACAUGCUUUUUUUCCAAAAACACAUCGGGAGGGGGAUAUACAUUUUGAUUAUGAUGAAGCUUGGACCAUUGGGACCAACCUAGGUAUGUGAUACAUGUGAAUAGUAAUAAUGUAGUUAUAUGCAAACCUUCUAAAGACAUCACAAGCCUGCACCUUGCUACAGAAUUAGUAUGUGCUAGGGGUCCUGCAUUGUUAAUUGUGCUCCCAAGUGUGAAUGACAGGGUCUCUCACUAUCCUCCUUGUCUGUCCGUGUCUUAGUUCCCCUACUCCUGUUGCAGGCACAGAUCUUCUUCAGGUGGCAGCCCAUGAGUUUGGGCAUGUGCUCGGCCUGCAGCAUUCAUCAGUCUCCAAAUCACUGAUGUCUCCUUUCUACACAUUCCGUUACCCACUCAGUCUGAGUGCAGAUGACAAGCUUGGCAUCCAGUACCUAUAUGGACCGCCACAACCACCAACUCCUCCACCCACAAUUAAACCUGAACCAAAACCAACAGAGAGUGAGAGCAACGAGAUCCCUAGUUCAGAGGUAAGUAAAGCACAAAACAAAACAAAGUAUAAUUCCAUCUGCAAAGUAUAUAUCCUAAAUGCAUGUACUAGAAUGAGAUGCUUUCUGUUUUUUUAUUUUUUACAGGUAGAGAAUAAAUAAUGCAAACACAAAGGAUUAUAAUAAAGGGAUACCAUGGGCUGGCUUUGACCCCUUUUUUAUUGAAUAAUACAGAGAAUGCAUUAAUAAAACACAUAAAAAAAUACAUUGGUAAAAAAAUGAUAACAAAAAAAACCUCUACUACUUCUACUAAUACUGUGUAAGCAGCAACAGCAGCAAGCAGAAACUUCCCAUACCAAGAGGCAGACCCCUUCCGUACCAUCAGAAACAUGUUGUGCUCGCCUUUGGGGGUUUUUCUAAUCCCAUAAACCUCUGUGUAGUUUAUCCCCCAGACGAUGUUUAUCAAAGGAUGAUGGUUCUCAUGCGUGAUAUUAUGAAGGAAUUUCGUCAGUUGUAUUCCUAAGUAGGAUAGAGAUUUUUUUUUUCUACGCCAGUCAAAGGUGUAUGUUUGCGCCAGCUGUGAAGCUGUGGUUUGCAUGAGGUUGAUAAGCUGUGCUUGGGUUUAGAGGUGUUGUUUUUGUAAUAGGACACCCUGCUGGAUGCUUUUAAGAGAUCUAACAAUUUGGGAAUGGAAGCAAACAGGUCUGUUAUAAAUAGGAGGAUAUUGUCAGCUAAGCUAGACAACGUUUUUGUGCCCCCUGGGGUAUUCAAGCCUUUGAUGUGUGUGCACUGGUUUAUAAGACGUGUUCAAGACAUGAAAUAAAAAUUAGCGGAGAUAGCGGGCACUCUUGACGAGUGCCAUUGUGUAUGCGAAACGACAUGGAUAGGAAGCACGUGCUAAAUACCUUGGCUGAUGGUUGGCUAAAUUAGUCGUAGGCAAUCGACCUCAGCUCGUGUGUGAUUUUUCUUUUGGCCUUGUUGAGCGAUCCCGCCAUCUGCCUUUCUCCUUGGAGGCGUUUCCGUGAUGUGGUAGUUGGUACCACAGACGCUCAUGGAGGAAACAGUCCCCAAUCUCUGAGGAGACACAUGCCAUCCUCUAGUACAUUGACGAUGUGGUUCCUACCAUUUCUCCAUAAAAGGGUGUUUGUCGGGUAGCCCCAGCGAUACUGUUGGUUUCUCAGCGUCUUUGUUACUGUGAUGAAUUCUCUCCGGCGGUUCAUCGUCAGUGCUGAUAAGUCAGCAAAUAGCUAGAUGUCAUUGUAUGGCUCUGGCAGCUUGGGGAGAUCCCGCGCUGCGAAGAGCAGUGCAUCAUUUGUUUUAAAAUAGUGCACUACCGCGUCCCUUGGAAUAUCUUGGGUGAAUCUUGGGGGCCUGGGUGAGCAGUGGGCCCUAUCCAUGAGCCGCUCAGCCUCUGCGAUAUUCGGCAACAGGCAUUUGCAGAGCCCCAUGAUAUAUCCAGAUAGCGCAUCGGCAGCCACAUUGUCCAGGAUACCUCAGGAGCGGACAUUGUUCCUCCUUGAGCGGUCCUCGAGAUCCGCCAGCUUACGAUUAAGUUCCUAGAAACGUAGAAACAUAGAAUGUGAUGGCAGAUAAGAACCAUUCGGCCCAUCUAGUCUGCCCAAUUUUCUCAUCAGCUGGUGCUCAUCAGCUAGGGUUUGCACUGUAUCAGCCACUUCGUUGUGCGCUGUGCAUAGUUCUUCAGUGUGAGCCUCAAGGCGGUUGGUCCUUUCACCAAGAUCCGAGAUCUCUCUUUUUAUUUCGCUGGUCACUCACUUGAGAUCAGAUUGGAAUGUAACUCUGAAUUCCUGCAGCAUGACAUACAGCGUUUUCUCAGUGACCGUGAGAUUUGUGAAAACGCCAGGCCUUCGUCGCCAUCUUGAGUAGGCCUUUUUUAGCGUGGUGGAUCAUGUCCAUUAUUUUCGGGGUUUUUUUACCUGUGACUUUGCAAGCGGCAGGGCAGAGUUUGCAGCAUUUAUACAGGCUAUCGGGUGAAAUAGGACCGGGAGCUCUCACUCCAUGAGUCCGUUCACCUCGGCAGCUAGCCACGUCCCCCCGUAAAAUUUCACUUUUAAGGGGAUACUCCAGACCCCUAGAGCACUUUAGUUUGCUGAAGUAAUUUAUGUAUGAAGAGUGUGUCCUCUUUUAGUUUUACAAAAUGUUCACAAUUCAAUAGAUUUGCGCUUUUAUAAAUUAACCUUGUUGCAACCCCUGGCUAUUAAUCAGACUUGUCUUGUUACUUCCUGGUUUGAUUAGGUUAGUGGAGAUAAACUCAAGAAGCAGCAAUGGAUCAGAGCACCUGCCUUGCAAAGAUGUGUCAUUGAACUAUUUAAUAAAGUCUGUGAAUGGACAGCCACAGAAAGUCUGGGCGGCGUUCGAUUGGGAAGACUUGCAAAGGCUUUAGGCAUGAGAGCUUCACCUUCUGUGAGCUGCUUUUAGAUAAAACCGCAAUAAAAAAAAAUGCAUAAGUAAAUGUUUUAAUUGGGGGUAUAUCUAAACAGUGAUUUUUGUUUAUUUUAUUAUUAUUAUUUUUUUAUUUGGGCAGGGAGUAUCCCUUUAAUGUCAGAAAUCCAGAAGCCAGGCUCACAGCUGUAGUCGGUUUUGCUAAAUUGUUCUGAAAAGGGAGACAGGUUGCAUGAUACUCUCUGCUCUAUAACCUUUGUUGUGAACCAAAGUUGUUCUUGCUUAGAUUGGUGCUUUAAUUGAACACUCCAAGCACCCUAACCACUACAGUCUGCAUAAGUAGUUAUGGUGCUAGGAGUGCCCUGGUGCCUUCUACACUAAGUAGUCAAACCAUUUAAGAACUUUCCUGCGUUCGCAUAAUGCCUGCCUUCUUCUUCGUGAAACAGUUUGACUACUUACCAUGAAAGAGUGCCAGUCACCCGUACAGAGGAAUGAAGUGGAUAUGGUGCUUGGAGUGUUUUUUAAGGGCAAAUUUGUUUCAUGUGAAAUAUCGCCUUAUUAGAGCAAGCAGGUUAUAGCUCCAGGUAACUAACUGGUUAAUUUACAAUCACAGAUAUGUUUAUAUUCGCCUCUUGGUAUUUUUUUUUUUUUUUAUAUAUAUAUAUAUAUUAUUUUUCAUAUAAUUUUCUUAUUUCUUUACAUACAUUCCCUUUUAAAUUUCAAUUCAUGUAUUCAAUAUAUCAUAGAUUUUACAUAAUUCCAUACAUAGAAAUACAUAUACAUUUACAUGGAUUGCAGAAUAAAAAUACAUACAAUAAAAACAUUCAAACACAUAUUCACACACCCCAGGGGUCAAUCUUUACUUUAUUACUUAUUGUCCCAUUAUGUAUCUAUGUUCCUUUUAUCUUAUAUUUAUACCAAAACUCAAUAAAUCUUAUUUUCCUUUGGGCCACAUUCAUACUUAUGAGACAUUAAACAUUACAUUUAACUGUAAUAAAUAAUAACUACCUUACUCUGAAUUUCCUCUUUUAUUAUACAUACUUGCUUAGCCAGCUAGGAGCUUUUCCACAAUUUUUGUCCAUUUAUUAAUUUUCCUUAAUCCAUAUAAAUUAUUUUUAAUUAUUCCGAUUUCGCCUCUUGGUAUUUUUAGUCAAUCAAAAUUCAGAUAAGAUUAAAUCCCUAAAAUAGUUGUGUACAGAUAACACAAAGAUGAGACUACAAUAAUGGCAGAUUAUGUUCAUUUUUAAAAGUGAGAUUAGGUACAGUAUUUUUAUAAAUAUGUUUCAAAAUCUCUAAAUAUUGUCUUUCACAUAAAUGAAACUUAAAUGAAGUAGUGCUGUCCCUUUAAAAGUAAACAACAUUGCACAUAAGGAUUUAUUCACUAAACUCUGAAUUUUAGUGACUUAAAUACAAAAUUCCAACAAAAAAUACUGCAUUUUAUGGAAUGUAAGCCAUACCCAUAUAUUAUAACUAGAAAUUUAGAAUUGAAAAAAAAUAAAACAACCAGUGCUGUAUUUACAGUAAACAUCUGCCUAUGUGUCUAGCAUUUGUAGUGUGUUUGUACACAGGGCAUGUAGCAGGUCUGUGCAUACUGGCUCUAGCAUUAAAUGGGUAUAGGUAAUGGUAAUUUUAAUGCAUGACGGUCCAUGCAUGUGUUCGUAGGACUGUUUACGUUUAAUCCCCCCUCCAGCCUCUUGGUGACUUGCCAAUUCCUGGUGCUUCAGUGGCAAGGGACUCUAGCUUGAAUCUCCGCUAGUGCAGACUGCUCUCGGUUUACCAAAGGAAUACUUUCAGCCUGCGUCUAGUGUAGGUGCAGACUAGUGUCUACUAGGCUCCCUCUAGCAUCAGAGGAGUGUACUGGCUCGGUGUGUGAGAUCUUUGAUCUCCCCACAAGACCUGUCCACGUCUGAAGAUAGCCAAAUUCACAAUUUACUUGAAAGAGAGCACUCAGGAGACUAAAUAAUGUUCAAUUGUGCUGCUCUAUAUAUCUCAAGGCUCACUGUGUGUGUAUAAAUAAAAAAUAUAUAUACAUACACACAUGCACACACUCAGAAUAUGGAAUGCAUUUGGAAUAUAGGACAGAGACAGUUUUCACCCCAAAUUUUAUUGUAAAAUAUUGCGUGUUAUAUUAUGAAAAAUAUGGUAGCUGGUCUGGAAAAAAGUCUCCAGCUCACCUCUAGCCCCAGCUUGGUUAUUUUUGCCUUAGUUAUGUAAUUUAUUAUAAACCACAGGAUAAUACAAUUUAUUAUAAUUAAAUAUGAAACGUAAAAUUAGCAAAUAAAAAAACCUGUCAGUUGGUACUUAUCUGUGUAGCAGUUACCCCUCUCUUCAAUCCUCCUAGCCGGACGCAUGUUCUACGGAUUUUGAUGCAGUGUCCACAAUCCGUGGAGAGCUGUUUUUCUUCAAGUCUGGUUAUGUGUGGCGCCUGCGUGGUGGGAAACUGCAGACCGGGUAUCCCGCACUGGCCUCUCGACACUGGAAAGGGAUCCCUGAAGCUGUCGAUGCUGCAUUUGAAGAUUCUGUGGGAAAUAUCUGGUUCUUUUACGGUAAGAAGAAAAAGUAGUAAGAAAAUGGCUGACAUUGCAAGAUUUAUAGUAUUUUACACUCAAAGCACUGUGAUAUUUACUAACUAAACCGUGAAUUACAGGGAAUUAAAGUGAAUUGCUAAUUUUAGGACAAGAUCACAGAGCUAUAAAAAUAACUGCAUUAGAUAAUUUUAUAUUUUAAUUUUUCUAUCAGCUAUUUUGGUCUGAAAUGGGCAAGCUUGUUCUCAGUUCACCACUGGCGAAAAAACCUCUCUUAUAGUUAGGGUGCCUGGCAGUAUAUAUGGUGGAGAAUUCUUACCCACAGCCUCAAUGUGACAGUGCAAGCUAGGGCAGGUCUGUGGGAUCACCUUGCAUUCUUAAGUUUGUUUUGUUUGUCUGCACUAUGGUGCCUGUGUGUAACAUUCUCCCAGAGGGUAAAAAUAUAUAGAUAUUGCUGCCAAGUCCCAGCAGCGUUAGCUCCCAUAGUUCAUCUGCCCCAUAAGGCAGUACACCCCAGGGCCCUUUAUUUCAUGAAGAACAGCAGGGAAAAAUAUCAUGCAAGAUAGAUCAAGUUCAUAUUGAGGUUACACACAGGAAUUCAGUCAUGGAAUAUACCAUGAUUAAUCUACACAUAAUGAAUAGAAAUGUACAGAUACGGGUUAUAUAUAGAAACUAAAACCUAAGCUUGCUAUAUAUUACAUUUUACAUUUUUAAACUGUCUUGCUGUGCUGUUGUGGGUCCGUUAUUCAAUGACAAACUAUUUCAUACUUUCCAACUGUUUCUAUUUUUUGCAAAUUUCGUUUUUUUUACUAUAUAUAUAUAUAUAUAUAUAUAUAUAUAUAUAUAUAUAUACACUAAUUUUUACAGAUAGGAGCAGGUGUGUUUUUGUGUGAAGAGUUGGUGUUUGGAUGUAAUUUUAUCGUUUUAAUACAGGGAUGUGUUUGUAUGGAAUGCUAGCAUUUGCGUGCAGAGGUGUAUUUGGAUGUAGUGUUGGAUUUUAAAUGUGGAUGUACAUUUGUGGGUAGCGUUGGUGUUUGAGUGUUUGACUGUAUAAAAUUUUUGAGUUAGAGUUCAGGGGUGUCUUUUUAUGUCAUGUUUGUGUUUGCAGGAGUGUGUGUUGUGUUGGUGUUUAAUUGCUGGGAUGUCUGUACAUGUACUGCCACAUACAUAUUUACACGUUAACAAACAGAAACACACCGACACAUACACAGUCAUAUACACAAAAACACAUCCACAUGCACACACACUGACACAGAUACACACACCUUAACACACAGAUACACACACUGGAAUAAACAAACACAGAUACCCACACCUUGACACAUUGACACAGACUGGCACAUACAAACACAGAUACACACUAGCACAUACACACAGACAUACACAACUUGACACACAGAUACACACUAGCACACAGAUACACACUUCAGAUACACACUGAAACAUACACGCAUAAGCACACAAAUAAACACACUGGUACAAAGAUACACACAUUGACACAGAUACACACACAGAUGCAUGCAGUGUGUAUCUGUGUGUGUAUGUAUUUGUGUUUCUGUGUGUCAGUGUGUGUAUCUGUGUGCCUUUGUGUAUCUACCAGUGUGUGUAUUUGUGUGUGUGUCAGUUUGUGUUAAAUUGUGUGUAUCUGUGUGUAUGUGCCGGUGUGUAUCUGUGUUUGUAUGUGUGUGUAUGUGUGCUCUAUGUGUGUGUCUAUGUCUGUGUCUGCAUGUGUGGGGGGGCAGUGUAUGGGAGGGGGAGGGUAGAUGUAUGGGGGUGUGGCAAGGGGUAGAGUAUGGGCGGGGGCCCAGGGCAAUUUUCGCACCAGGGCCCCGUGGUUUCGAGUUACACCUCUGGAUGUAAUGCACAGAAAUAAUAUAGGAAACCCAUAUAUCAGGAAAUAGAUAUGUGGAAUUAGGACAUGACUUAUCAAAAAUGUGUGCACCCCAGGAUGAAUGCAGUGCACAGGCUCCAAGCCAACAUCUGGGGUACUAUAUACAAUUUUAAAAAUAAUAACACAAAAACACACACAUAAGGUGGAGGAACCAACAUAGUCCCACCUGAGAACAUGCAAACUGAAAAAUUGAGACCCCCGCCUUCAAGAAAACUAAGUAGGUAUGGCUAGUCUGUAAAUGCAGCAUAGAUAAUGAAAGAAAACUAGCUAGGCCAGGCACUGAGUCCACAGUCCAGGGGACCACCACAACCCGUGAAAAUAGGCACCAACUCGUAACUUGAGAGAGUAAGAGCAGCUAAUUAAAAUCACUAAAAAGUUUUUUUUUACCACUAGAACACAUUUUUAAAUGCCUUAUAAUACAUAUUUUUUGUCACUACCACAACAGGCCCCACACCUGCCCCCCACUCUAUGAUUAUUGCUUAAUUGUAUGCUUACAGGUUUUGUUUAAUUUCUCCUAGACCUCCCAGGCAGCCCAACGGCAUAGCUAAUGUCAUGAAGCCAUAAUAGUCCAUGACCCUUCUUCAUAAUAACCCAUAGGCUAAAGUCGCCUCACUCCAGCCAUCUGCUUGAUCAUCAUCCAGGAGACCCACAGAGCCUCCACUGCAGUUCACGCUAUACUGACCUCUUCACCAGUUUAGGCUCCAUCAAGUCAAAUGACCACUGGUUCGUUAAGGGCAUCAACUUCCCCCAAAAAGGAGGGCUCACAGCAUAGAGGACAGACAGCUCCAGGCCCUCACACCUAGGCCUGGUGCGAAAGUGGUGUGUUAGACCUUUGGUCCAACAUUUCAUGUUUUUAGUUGGUAACUCCAAAAUAAAGGAAUCAUUGUGUGCCACAAGACGUGCUACAGCAGUCUCUGUCCAGCAUCAGUUUGUGCCAGCUUUCCAAUUACACAGAUUGGGCAUAUUGUAAAUGCUCAAGCUGGAGCUGCUGACUGUGACAUUUGUGCAGCUGAACAGCCAGGCCCUGCCACCGGCCAAUGUAAAUGUUUUAGACCUGUUCUAUAAAUUGUGCAAAUUCAUAAGAAUGUUUUGGCAAUGAAAUUUUUUUUUUUACAUGUCAGGAAACUGUUCUAAAUUGUAUUUGCAAAUUAGUGGUUAAUAUCCUAAUUUCAAUCCUAAUUUUCAGAUUAGCUUUAGUGAAUACUGAAAUUGUAUUUUCAAAUACAAUGCAAAAAUAAUGCUCACAUAUUUGUGCCAUAGCAGAAAUGUUUAUUGACUUGAUUAUUAACGUGUUAACAUAAACAUCUGGUCUGAACUAAUUUCAGCAACUUUUUAUGUUGCUUCCAAUUCUUAGGAUCCCAGUAUUGGGUGUUCGAUGGGAAACUACAAGCAUCAGGACCUCUUCAAGUUUCGGAUUUAGGCCUCACAGUACCCAGGGUUCAGGCUGCCUUUGUGUGGGGAAAUGACAAAAAUAGGAAAACAUACCUGUUCAGAGGAUAUGAGUAUUGGCGUUUCAACCCAGAUACUCGGCUUGUGGAGAGUGGGCACUCACGUAGCAUGGCGGAUUGGAGAGGUGUCCCCACCAGCAUUGAUGCAGUCUUCCGGGAUGAGCAAGGUAAAAUCACUUCUUUCAUUAAAGAUUAUAGCAGUGCCAGCAUUAAAACUUUAAGGGCAAGAAUAUUUAUGUUUUUUAAGCUUACUUUAUUUUUGCAUAUCUUCAUGUAAUAUUUUAUUUGUUGAAAGCAAUAAAAAAACAAGGGUGGGUGUUAGCUAAACUUCUGUGUGUUAUAUGCAGGGUUUGCUUACUUUCUGCGUGGACUAUACUAUUGGAAGUUUGACCCGGUUCAGGUGCGUGUGCUGGAAGGUUAUCCUCGUCUCAUCAGCCAGGAUUUCUUCAACUGCCCAGUGACUUCUUCAUCUGCCAACUCAUUAAGAUGAAGAUUUUCAUCUUCUUCCAGGAAUCCUGUUCCAUACCUCACAUGCCCUUGAGGGACAACACGUGGCACACAUGGAAACAUAUUUCAGAGAGCACAGAAUAAUGUAUCCAAAGAGCCAUCUCCUUGAUAGAACAGUGACCUGGUCUCCCAGCUAUAUGUUCUUAUCCCAAACAUCAGGAUAUUGUCAUCUAGCAGGGUAAUAACCCAUGCCAUUGUAUUUUUCCAUAAAACACAUUAUCCUACAAAGAACUCUGAGCACAAUGGAAAUCAUAUAUACACUGUAUCAAAUACCUUGUUAUGUUUGUGGACAUAUCAAUUUGUGUAACUCAUGAUAAUGAUACCUCUGGGUGUUCAUUCAUUUAUUACUGGGGAACAAAACAAUCUCCCUCCACUGAGAUCAAACCUGCUACCUUGUUGCUUACCUCCAAUGAAAAGGAGAUAAAGAAGAGAGAUCUUGGGUUUGGUGAUACAGAAGGGAUUUAUGAGAGCUGUGACCUGGUGCCACAGCUCUCCCUGUCUGCUCCCAUUUGGAAAGUCAUGAGGUUAUACGGAGACUGUGGAAUAAAAUACCAUUGCAAGGUGAUUGUAACAGCAUUAACCAAGGGGAACUAGGAGAAAAGUGUGACUGUGCCUUCUAUUGUUCUUCUGCUAAACCACCAUGAAAAGUGGAGGUCACUGAGUGUGCAGAGCUCCGAGGCCCCAAAGAAUUGAAGGCUCCAAAUUGCAGCAACCCUCCCAAUAAUCCCGAUUGUUGUGUCAGUGAACCACUCCUUAGCAAAUGUUUGCAAUUCACAUGAAUACUUUUUUUAAAUGCAUUUUUUUUUUUUUGUGAUAUCAUUGUUUAUAUGCUAACAAUACCUCUAUCAGUGCCGGACACUGACACAAUAAGAAACUCUGGAAUUUUUUAAUAGUAAAUAUAAUUCAGAGCUGUUCAGGAAACGGCAGCUGUUGGUUUGUAACCCUCAGCUAUUUUAUUAAUUGUUUUAUUGUACUAGCAAAGUGCCAUUUUUCUUCUUAGAAUAGAAGCCAUAUAUGAUGGACUGAGAAAGUGUAGGCAGGCGUUGAAAAGUAACAAAAAGAAUGUUCAUUCUUUGCUACCUGUAAUGCAUUUUUUGUUGAGGUACUUUAGUUGUAUUACCUAUUUGUCACUAUGGAGUUUGGAACCUAAACAGGAUAUGGGAAGUUCCACGUUAAAGGUCCAAGGUAAUCAAAAAGCAUAUCUGUCAUUGCUAUAGCCCUCUGAUUUAACAUUAUGUGUCUGUAUUUGGCUAGAAAUCGUUUAACUAUGUUGACUCCUACUGAUCUUUAGGAUAAUCAGUUUCAUUAUUUAGGCUACACUUGCAGCCAUAAUUACAUAACUCUUUCAUGACAAUGGGCUAUAUGUUUCUCUUUUAGCAUUAUCAACGUCAAUAAUAUUGAAUUUAGUGACUGGUACUAAGGAAGACACUGGGCUAAAUGUUGCCAUGAGCACAAUUUAUUAAAUGCACUAUAUAUCAAUGUCUAAUUUAGGUGCAGACCUCUAUUAAAAAAAACAUUAAUUGCAAAAUGCACAGCUCACUUACCUUGUUUCUUUAGCAAGUUGUAGCACACUACCAAAUCAGAUAAAACCAACACACUUUUUGUUUGAUAAACACAUAGAGCUUCUGUAAAAGUGACUACUUAGAAAAGUGAAUAUUUAGGCAAACCAGCAGAUUGUUCCUAUUACUUCUUUAGGCUUCUGUGGUAAUUGCUCCACUUUUAGGAGUGUCUCACAAUUUCAUAUCAUAAUGUCAAUUAUAAUAUCCCCUGAAACAAGAGCUACAGACGCCAACGUGUAACUUUACAGCAAUAAGAACAAUGUAAGCGUCUUAUAAAAACAUAUAAAUAUAAACCUUAUCAUGCCCAGCUUGUUUAUACAGGUUUACAAAAAUGUACACAGUAGAGACCAAGAAAUAUUGUUUUUAAGAUAUAUAUAUAUAUAGUUGCAAUCAAAAUUAUUCAACCCCCAUUGAAAAUCAGGUUAAUUUAUUUCAGCUGUUUGCAAUGAACAAGUCAAACAAAAUCAAUUUAAGUAGCUCAACACAACAAAUGCUUCAAGUGGUUUCCCCAAAUUCAACUGAAAAUGCAACUAAUGGCAAGCAUGUUUAGUACUUAGUAGAGCACCCUUUUGCUGUCAUGACCUGCUGCAAACGAGAUGCCUAGCCAAACAGCUUCUGGCAGUGUUCCUGAGGAAUCUUAGCCCAUUGCUCAUGAGCACUGGCCUCAAGUUCAGUAAUAUUCUUGGGUUUGCGUGCUGCAGCUGCCUUCUUCAAAUCCCACCAGAGAUUUUCUAGGGGAUUCAAGUCAGGUGACUGUGAUGGACAGUCUAGCAUUUUCCAGAACUUCUGCCACCGUGCUUUGUUGGAAUUUAAAGUAUGCUUGGGAUCAUUGCCUUGUUGGAAGGUCCAAUGAUGCCCAAGCUUCUGCUUCCUCUUACUGCUGAUCCAUUGGGCUGAAAAGUUCCAGUUUUGUUUCAACGCCCCACCGACCAGAAUCCCAAACUACUGUGGCUUAUUUAAAUGAUUUUCAACAUAUUGGAGCUGACUUUUCUUAUGCUUUUGGGUCAGUAAUGGUGUAUGUCUUGGAGUUCUGGCAUAGAAAACGUCCGCGUUUGGUAUGCACCUUACUGUGCUCACUGAAACCUCAGUGCCUCUUGACAUCAAGUCUUGCUUUAGGUCUUUUGCAGUAACUCGAGGGUUUUUCUUCUGCCCCAUCCAAGUAGUGUAACCACUGUUUCUUCAUCUUUGAACUUGCAAACUAUGCUUCCAACGGUGUCUAUAGAAACAUUUAGUGCCUUCGCUAUCUUUUUGUAUCCUGUUCCUUGUUUGUGGAGCGAUGAUCUCUUUUCUUAACUUUGUGGACCAUUUUUUGACUUAGCCAUACUUCUAACAUGCAGUCAAACAUGACACUCAAAAAACUCCUAGCCAGUUCAGGUUAUUCAAGUAUUCCAGCUCAAGCACACCUAGUGCAUCUAAUGAAGAUCUUGAUUAGUUGCAUCACGUGUGCUUGAGUCUAACCUUUUCAUUCCUCCUAUGGAUGGUGUAGCAUUGCUUGUUAUCCCUACCCAGUGCCAGUUGUUAGAUCGAAAUAUCCCAAGUAAUAUAUACUUUUGGGUUUCUUUUUUUUUAAAAGAUGUCAAUUCUUAAUAAUUCGAGCGUAACUGGAGAUUCACUCUUCAAUGUUACAAGUGAUCCAAGGAGAAACAUCAUCAUCUCAAGCCUGACCAUGAUUUACUGGACUAUAUUCUAGUGCAGGAAUAAGCAAUCUUCAGCUGGUAAGCAUCAGGGAGAUGUCGUCCACAACACCGGGAGUUCCGUAGGUUGCCUUCCUAGAUCUAGUGAUUAUUUUAGUGUGUUGCUGCAGCAGAAGUGCUUAUAUUUUUUUCUCUCCAAAAUGGAAACCAGCACAGUAUAAAUACUGUAAUGCUGAGCAUGUUUCAUACACUGACUGAUGUAUUUGCAUUGUGCUCUGUAAAAUCAUAGAAACUAAGGGUCAAUAUGAAAAGAAUUCUUAUUCCACAUUGAGUUGGAAAAUCCAUUGUUAUUUUUUAAAAAAAAUCAAUGUGAACUUUUAAAGCUCCACUAUUGUAUAUAGACUUUUAUAUGACUUGUAAUAAACAUGCUACUUUUUUAUA